Fomitopsis serialis is the source of this 692-nucleotide messenger RNA. RefSeq lists its product as uncharacterized. The coding region runs from base 87 to 551 and encodes 154 amino acids. The record is from RefSeq and is a predicted model, not a curated record. The transcript is spliced from 11 exons. Lineage: Eukaryota; Fungi; Basidiomycota; Agaricomycetes; Polyporales; Fomitopsidaceae.
AUAGAGCUACUACCAGCUGUCAGCUUGCUCAAGGUCUCUUAGACUUUUACGCGACAGCCAGUUGCUCAUCUCAUAGCUCAACCACCAUGACGGUGGCGAGUCCAAGCUCGCACCUGUCGGUGAACCUUGCCCCUACAAUAGGAAGCAUGUUCAUUGGGCCUGGCAUCUUUUCGUCAAUGUUGUAUGGAUUCGCAUGUGCUCAAUUGAUGUACUAUCUACGCAACUACACGACGAAAGACCGGCUGCCGGUGAAAGGCCUGGUCCUCUUUGUAUGGCUGCUUGACACGACUAUCACCGUCUCUGAUAUACGUAUGAUCUUUUACUACCUUAUUCAAAGUCAUGGCCGUUUUGCCAUGAUCCUCUUGAUCCCGAAGGUAUUCGCGCUCGAGUACGCAACCACGGUAGUGACCAUCUGUGUUGUGCAGUUGUUCUAUGUCCAUGAGAUAUGGCAAUUGCUUCAGACACUGCCGCGCCAGUCGAGGGUGCUGAUCAGCCUCAUCCCAGCAGUAAUUUCCAUUAUCGCUCUUGGUAUGUCCGCUCGUCCAACUUGAACGAUAGCAACAACAAGGAGCAGACUAACUGUUGCAUCCUAGCUCUCAGCCUCGGUACGAAGCAAUGCUCAUAUUGUGAUUGGAAACUACGCUGAUUGCAUUCUGAUCUACCAGUGGGGGUGUGGGCUUCCAGGUAAGAUA